Messenger RNA from Pochonia chlamydosporia 170, 864 nucleotides. RefSeq lists its product as hypothetical. Bases 1 to 864 code for a protein of 287 amino acids. Lineage: Eukaryota; Fungi; Ascomycota; Sordariomycetes; Hypocreales; Clavicipitaceae. The transcript is spliced from 2 exons. The record is from RefSeq and is a predicted model, not a curated record.
AUGCGUUUCACAAAGCUUUACAUGGCCCUGUUGGCCUUCUUUGCUGCUGGACCAACUGGUGCAGCAAUCAUCAAAGUAGAGGUCGGCAGGACCGGACUUCGAUAUGCCCCGGAUAACAUCAAAGCUGCCAAAGGAGACAUCGUUGAAUUCCAUUUCGAUGCCAUGCACAGCGUCGUCGCCGGUGACUUUGCAAAGCCUUGCACUCCAGUCGCCAGUGGAGGAUUCUACUCUGGCUUUUUGCCCAGCGGUGAUGAGUCUUUCUUCUCGAUAACCAUUGAGAACACGGACCCCAUCUUCUUUUAUUGUGCCGUCGAUUCACACUGCCAGGGUGGCAUGGUAGGUGUGAUUAAUCAGGGCUCUGAUACACUUGAUGCAUACAGGACGGCUGCGAUAAAAACAGAUAACACUGUGACUCCAAAUGGUGCAUUCGGUGGUAAUGUCACCUCCAGUCCUGUUACAAGUGUAGGAACGAGCUCCUCAACCCCAACAUCAACGGAGUCAAAGCCUGUUUCAACGGAGUCCAAGUCAGCUUCAACGGAAUCGAAGUCUGGUUCAACUGAAUCGAGGUCUGUUUCGACAGAGUCAGCUUCUGCUUCUACCGAGACGGCUUCUCACACUUCCGGGGCGAAAAACAUCACCAGUAAGCCGGUAUCUGCUUCCACUGAAUCGAACUCCGUGCCUUUUGCGACGUCAAAUGCAACUGUCUCUGCGCCGACAGGCGUGACCUCGAAGACCGGUGCCACGGUACCUCCUACAUCUUCACCGACUUCUGUCAUCUCAUCGAGUCCUCUUCGAUAUUUCACCAGUCCGGUGGCUGGUGUAGCUUGUCUCGCUGUGGCCAUUGCAGCCUUGCUUGCCCUAUAA